GACUGACAUGCUUUCAGUUCUGAUCAACUUUCCUUUCCUUCGUGCUCCAUACUUAGAAUGUUUACCUUUUUCCUGUGCUGUCUUCAGACACACAUUCUUUUUCCUGCUUUACCAGUGACAGCUUUCUCCUCCCAUAUCUCCCAUCCUAGGUUUUUAAUCCCCUCUAUUAGCAUAUUGGGCCCAGAGGAUCCUUGUAGUGAAAUAAGCUACCGACCUAAAUGCACCAUAUGCCCUCGAUUUUUCUAGGACAGCCCCAAUGUAAAAUAUUCCAUCUAUUGUCUGUCAGCCCGCGUGUCUCGAUUUUGAUUUAGAAAAUAGUCACUUUAGCUGUAUCUAGCCUGCUGUCCUGGCCUUUUCCAGCCUUUUGGCUCUGGUGCAUAACGGUAAUCCAAUUAUCAUUCACCUGGGAUUUUUCUUCCCCUUCUGAGUCAACCCAAAUGUUGGAACUGCCAGGAUUUCUAGGGGUGCCUGAAUACUACAGGCUAGUGGGGAAAGGGAAUGCCUUCUUACUCCUUUAUUUCUGUCCCCUCCCCAUCUUUUAUACCAGUACAGGGAAGCUUUUAUACACCUGGCAGUGUCCAUUGAUUAAGGCUCAGGUUUAAGUCAUGAGGGAUGUAGGGCUUUAUGUCAUUUGAUUCUAGAAUAGAAAUAACUUACUGUAUUGGUUAUAGGGCAAGAGAUUCUAUCUUGAGUCUUAAGAAACCUGCCUGCACAAGUUUCUUAAGUAGUUUUGGUUUCAUUGAGUUACAUUUUACAGACCUCUGUUAGGCUUCUUCAUAUAAAGAAAGCACUUGCUAGGCACUGAGGAAAAUGUAAAAGUGAUUUCUCCACACAGCCCCGACAUCUGGAUCUGUAUUUGGAAAUGCCCACACUUUUGAGUCAGCUGAUAAACUUGUUUUCCCCUGUUUCUGUACCUAAGUUCCAGUCCCUGCAAGGCGGGAGCCAGAGCUUCUGGUUUGGCUCAUUCACAAGGGCUGGCUUGUUUCACAGAGGGUCCAGCAGAUGGGCAGUGGUGCUCUUUUGGCACCUGCCCUUUCCAGGCACUUUUCAUCACAUGGUCUCUGCCUCUCAGCCCACCCAAGAUCUUUUCCCGUGCACACUGGGGAAACAUACCUUUUUUCUCCAGCCUUCGUCUUGAGAAAGCAGACAGUUUCUUCGUCCACUUUUCUGUUGUUCUUGAGUUGGUUUCUCAGUUAUCCAACUGCAUUUUUUUUUUUUAAAUCCUCACCUGAGGAUAUGUUUUCAUUGAUUUUGAGAGACAGAGGAGACAUUUGAGAGAGGAGCAUCGAUCCGCUGCCUCCUGCAUCCGUUCCAACUGGGGAUUAAACUUGCAACCCAGGCACGUUUCCCUGAAAGGAAAUUGACCCCGCCACCUUUGGGUGUAGGGACGAAGUUCUUGCCAACUGAGCCACCCGGCCCGGGGCAGCCCAGGGCAUCCGACUGCAUUUUCAUGAGUAAAUCUCUCCUGGUCUCACCCUCUUCUUUAUUUUUCUUGUUUUACUGAAGGUGGCACAUAGAUGCUAACUGAACAUUGGUAAUUCAUCAUGUACUCACCUACCAGACCUUUCCACUUCUCUUCCAGGUCCUGGCUUAAUUUCUAAUUUACCGUGUUAAGUGCACUCAAUGUAUAUUAUUCCACUUUCUUUAAAGUAAGGAGAAAAGGAAACUGUCCCGGGAAUGAUUCUCCUGGUUGUAGAUCUCUUCAGCCAUCUUUUCUCGGCAUCUCAAUGGUGGAUAACUUUUUAGGAAGAUGUUUUUAAUGCUUCUCCAGACAUACCUCCUCUGUCCCUGGCUUUCUAGUCUGAGCCAGUUGACCCUGAGACUUCUCUUCCUGCCACCAAAACCCCUUCCCCCAUCUGUGACCCUGUGCCUGUUACUUGCUCUGGCUCAGCCCCAGAAUCCACUCUUUUUCAGACCACAUCCUUUUUCCUGCCUUACUCAUUUCCUGUCUCAGAUACUUUGGAUCCCUUGGUUCUGAUUUUUCCGAGGGAGAGAGAACAGACUAAGAGAAGAGGAAUAAAUAGAUAAGUCAUCUCACAAAAUUGAACUGUUCUUGCCUCUGGUCUUGCAUGCUCUCACACAGCUUGCCCCCCUCCCUGAGAUUUCUUAUUUAAGAAAAACAAGAACCAGUUACUAUCUCAGAAUCAAGAAUUCAUGAAUGUUUUUUAAUCUUUUUCCCUUUGUGAAUGUAUGCCUGCCUUAGACUCUUCCUCUAAGUCUUUGCCCUUCUUUGGUCUGUGGACCUCAUGCUAGUCAUUUGGUAACCAUUUGCUGAAUAAAGUUCACCCACUUCCUAUGAAAGUCCUUCACUUACAGAUAGCAUGGAGCAGCAAGCCAAAAUAAAGUAAAAACAAAAAACGGGAGAAGGAUGGUGGUUCCAGUUCUGGUAAUACUGUUCGUGUUAAUAUGCUACUUACCAAGAGGUAUUUUCCCCCUCUUCUUGAGUUAGUCCAAGUUUAUAUUAAAGUUCUCCCAGCUGUUCAAUGCCACUUAAUCUCUAGACAGAUUUGGUCCCACCCACUAAAAGAUUCUCUUCCAAAAAUAUACAUCUACUGAGAUGAGAGUAGGGACGUGAGUCUUCAUAAAUGAUAGUUUCUCUUUUAUUCCUUUUAUGCCAUUUUGCAACUGGAAGAUGAAGAUGAUUUUCUGUGGUCAGGAGGGAGCUCACUAAAGUGGUUGUAGAGAGAUGCUUUUGUGUUUUCCGCCCCCAUGGAAGUGCAGGGUGAGGACUGGCUGCUUAUGCAAUCCACUCUGAUUAUUUAUAGCUAGUGGAAAAGGAUGUGCUUUCCUACUCUUUGAGUCUCCAGAUGAUUUUUUUUUAGUUUAGAUAAGUCCAAAAGAAGAGGACAUUCUUUCUACAUCUGCUAAAGAAAUGAUUGCUGUUAAACAGGCAUCGCCAGUGCUCUAAGAGGAAUCCACAUGUUGAAAAGAGUCCCCGUUGCUGUUAGGAUUUUCUUGAAAAGACAGGGCAGGGCAUUGUUCAUGCACUGACCGACCUCAGCAGCCCCGGCAUGACCUCAGGGAACGGAAAUUCUGCCUCCAGCAUCGCCGGCACUGCCCCCCAGAAUGGUGAGAAUAAACCACCACAGGCCAUUGUGAAACCCCAAAUCCUGACGCAUGUUAUCGAAGGGUUUGUGAUCCAGGAGGGGGCGGAGCCUUUCCCGGUGGGACGCUCGUCCCUGCUGGUGGGGAAUCUCAAAAAGAAGUAUGCACAGGGGUUUUUGCCUGAGAAACUUCCACAGCAGGACCACACCACCACCACUGACUCCGAGAUGGAGGAGCCCUAUCUGCAAGAAUCCAAAGAGGAGGGGACUCCCCUCAAACUCAAGUGUGAGCUCUGUGGCCGGGUGGACUUUGCCUACAAGUUCAAGCGUUCCAAGCGCUUCUGUUCCAUGGCCUGUGCAAAAAGGUACAAUGUGGGAUGCACCAAACGAGUGGGGCUUUUCCACUCAGACCGGAGCAAGUUGCAGAAGGCAGGAGCCACGACCCACAACCGCCGUCGGGCCAGCAAAGCCAGUCUGCCAACUCUUACCAAGGAUACCAAGAAGCAGCCAACCGGCUCUGUACCCCUUUCGGUUACUGCUGCAUUGCAGCUAACACAUAGCCAGGAAGACUCCAGCCGUUGCUCAGAUAACUCAAGCUACGAGGAACCCCUGUCACCCAUCUCAGCCAGCUCAUCCACCUCCCGCCGGCGACAAGGCCAACGCGACCUGGAGCUCCCUGACAUGCACAUGCGGGACCUAGUGGGCAUGGGACACCACUUCCUGCCAAGUGAGCCCACCAAAUGGAAUGUAGAAGAUGUCUACGAGUUCAUCCGCUCUCUGCCAGGCUGCCAGGAGAUAGCAGAGGAAUUCCGUGCCCAAGAAAUCGACGGGCAGGCCCUGCUGCUGCUCAAGGAGGACCAUCUGAUGAGUGCUAUGAACAUCAAACUGGGGCCCGCCCUGAAGAUCUACGCUCGCAUCAACAUGCUCAAGGACUCGUAG
Messenger RNA from Myotis myotis, 3983 nucleotides. RefSeq names its product polyhomeotic homolog 2 (gene PHC2). Gene Ontology annotation, cellular component: PRC1 complex; nucleus. NCBI's taxonomy places the organism in Eukaryota, Metazoa, Chordata, Mammalia, Chiroptera, Vespertilionidae. Bases 3012 to 3983 code for a protein of 323 amino acids. Gene Ontology annotation, molecular function: zinc ion binding; protein binding. The record is from RefSeq and is a predicted model, not a curated record. The transcript is spliced from 8 exons.